Molecule: messenger RNA, 4369 nt
Organism: Dicentrarchus labrax (European seabass)
Lineage: Eukaryota; Metazoa; Chordata; Actinopteri; Moronidae
Gene: lrp10
Product: low density lipoprotein receptor-related protein 10
Exons: 10
Coding region: 609-3020 (803 amino acids)
Cellular component (GO): plasma membrane
Molecular function (GO): protein binding
Source: RefSeq, a predicted model, not a curated record
AUCACCGUAGUACGCGGCUGCCGCUUCUUAACCCACACGUUGUGGUUCCUUUGGGCGCUCAAACCCUCGGCGUGGUGCCCGGACACCGUCUCUCGGGGUGUCGCCGCGUAGAAAAAAGCGUUUGAACGGAAGACGAGAAGUCGUUAGCCGUUAGCUCGUUAGCCGUUAGCUCGUUAGCUCGUUAAAGCGCUGGUGACUGAGGAAGGUGAGCAGCUGCUCCCUUUCUCCCCUUCAAAGCGAAACUAUCUCGCAACCUUAUCUCCGGGGACUUUAUCUCAACUUGUAGGGAAUAAAACGGAGGUGUUAAUCGACCAGAGUUCAAGAGCCUUUUUUACUUCAGUGGGAAUACGAGGGGAUACUUUGUGGAAGUGUUUUGUUUGGGGGCAGAGGGGGUUUGAUCACGGAAAUGUUUCGUUUCUGGCGUCGUUGUCGAGCAGAUUAUGGGAAGGAAAUCGCUGUGAAGUCUUCCUGAACAAAACCUCUUAAAAUGAAGCUUCUUUGACAUUUUAUUUUAUUUUAUUUUUUUAAAACUCCCUUUUAAGUCUUCAGUUUAAAAAAAAACAAAAACCCAAUAAUCUCCAGCAUUUUAGAGGAGAAGCAUUACCACAAUGACUUACAACUUCUGUGCCCUCCUAGUUUUCACAAUAACAGCGUGCAUCCGUUUUGAGCCUGCCCUCUGUGCUGUCCGCUGUGUGCAUCCCGUCCAAGUCUUAGAGAGUAAAGUGGGACAGAUCAGGAGUUCUGCCUACCACAGCUGGUCCUACCGCUUCGGCUCUACUUAUGACUGCUGGAUCAUCAAGGGUUUGGAAGGAGAACCUAUUGUUCUCAGCUUUUCACAGUUCUCAGCACGGUGUAGGAAGGAAUGGGUGUCUAUAAAAUCAUCAGCAGGCGGUGAGCCGAUUGUCCUUUGUGGCUCCAAGUUGCCCCAACCAUUCGAGUUCCCUGGAGGAAAUAUUACAGUGACACACCACUUCCUCCCACAUCUGUUUCCUGUGUCGUCUUUUUUGUUAAACUUUGCCAGAGACUCUGGUGAAUGCCCAGUAACAUCCUUUCAGUGCCCCGGGGGCCGCUGCCUUCCUCUCUCUUGGCGCUGUAAUGGUCAGGUGGAGUGUCUCGAUGGAGGUGCUGACUUCGGGUCCGAUGAACAGGGCUGUGAUACAGAUGUGGAACCCACAGAAGCCCCAAAGUAUGGCAGCACAGAGGACGAGCAGACCAAAGCGGAGACUUACACGGAGGAGGACAAUGAUAAGAACUUGGUGAGACGUAAGGUUGUAGAUAAGACACCUGAGGGAGAUCCUGAUUCUGAUCUUUGGGCGCUGCUGAAGGAGAGGGAGGAGGAGGAGGCCCAGGUGGAUCGAGAGCAGGCUCAGACUCACAGGGAGCUCGCCGUGACACCCACUCCCAUUGAGUGGCCCUGCGGAGGGCUCCACCAGACCUUCUAUGGGACCUUCUCCCCUCCAGCCUCCCGGGGGCCUGCGCUGUUCUGUGUCUGGACUCUGGACCCUCAGGACCCGAGGCCACUGAGACUGGACCUGCAGCAGCUGGUUCUGGGGCCCGGGGACAAACUCACUGUGUACAAUAGAGAGCAAGGCAACGGAGACAUUAUUAAAAUUAUCACCAGUACCUCCAAUUACAAAUCAGUCCAAGUUGAAUCCCACACUGGCCUGCUGUCCUUGACGUAUGAGACUCUUCUUGGCUCCGUGGGCAAAGGCUUCAACGCCACGUUCCACGUCGGGACCUACUGCCCCCCUUGGGAGGGCCGGUGUGGGGGAGCAGCAGGAGGUUGCUUCACCCAGGAGCAGCGCUGCGACGGGAAAUGGGACUGUCCGGAGACAGGGAAGGACGAGGAGGGUUGCAGGGGCUGCAGUCCGAACCAGUUUGCGUGCGGUGUCGCAGGGCAGAGAACGGUGGCGUCUAAUCACUUUGCUGGCCGACCAGUGUGUUACCCAGUCACAGAGAGAUGCAACUACCAGCUGUACUGUGCCGACGGCAGCGACGAGAGGGACUGUACCGUGUGUCAGCCGGGGACCUUUCAUUGUGACAGCGACAGGUGUGUGUUUGAGAGCUGGCGCUGCGACGGCCAGAUAGACUGUAAGGACGCAACAGACGAGCUCAACUGCACCGUCAUCCUGCCCCGCAAGGUCAUCACUGCAGCAACAGUUGGCAGCCUGGUCUGUGGGCUUCUGCUGGUCAUCGCCAUGGGCUGCACCUGUAAACUGUACUCGCUCCGGACCAGAGAGUACAGCUUGUUCGCACCAAUCAGCCGCCAGGAAGCGGAGCUGAUCCAGCAGCAGGCUCCUCCCUCUUACGGUCAGCUGAUUGCCCAAGGCAUCAUCCCCCCAGUGGAGGACUUCCCCACAGAAAACCCCAAUGAGACCUCGUCUCUUUCUCUGAGGGGAAUCCUCCAGCUCCUCCGUCAGGACGCCGCCAACUCCCCACACCGCAGACGCAGGCCCCGAUUCAUCCGUCGGGCUGUUCGCCGCAUGAGAAGAUGGGGUCUAAUCCCCAGACCUCCCACCAGGCCAAGUCAGGCAACAAGCUCCAGCCAGCAGCAGUCAGACGCCGCUCCUCCUGGCCAGGAACCAGCUCACUCCACUCCCACGAGCUCCUCGUCGGCCGUGGAGGCGGUCAACCAGCCGGUGCCUCAGAAACUUGGCUUGUUGGCUCAGUCAGAGCAGCAGCAGCAGCAGCAGCAGCAGGAAGCACCGCCUCCUCUACUUCCGCCGCCUGUCGCUUCCCCACCUCCACCUCCGUAUGCUCCCCCAGCUCCACGCUCGGCCACUCCCCACUCUCCUCCUGUCGCCGUCCCCCCUAGCAGCCCCUCGCUGGCCUCCAUCUUCCACACGCUGGGCCUGAGUAUCUCCCUCUUCAGAGCCUCCCCCUCGUCCUUCACCAACUCAAUGCCCCUCUCCGCCUCCCCUUCGUUCUCUUCCUCCUCGUCUUCUUCAGAUGACGAGGUGCUGCUUAUCCCUCUGUCUGAAGACACCACUUCAGAGGAUGAUGUACCCAUGCUCACCUGAAUGACUUCCCCCACCCACCUGGUACCCCGACACCCCUCCUUUAUCUCCUCUGCUCACUGAUAAUAACUGAAACCUAGUCUUUCCACAUUUGUUUGAACUUAAGCACAGGAGUGGCCCACGGCAAGACUCACCCUCACUGUGCUAGUCUGGUGCCUUUUUGAAAUUGAGUUGGAUUUGUUGACUUAUGGAAUCAAGUAUUUGACCAUUUUAAAAAAAAAAAAAAAAGACCCCUUGAGAAAGUGUAAGCAUGUCUGACGUAUGUUUAACAAGUAAGUGUAGGUGAGUAUUGGAUGUGCACUUAAUGAAUGAUAGGCUGCACAUUGAAGGUAAACUUUUGCACAGAAGAAUCUUCCCUAUCCAGAAACUGGGGCAGGCUACUGUCAGAUUGAAUGGUUAGAGUUUUUAGAUGACAUGAUGGGAAAAUAUUGUGUUUGUUUGACUGCAACUGUGUGAAUGCAUUUGCAUUUUAGUCUUACAUUGACAGUGGAGUAUGUUUGUAGAUGUGGAUUGUCUCCACAUACUUCUGCCACUUGCAUCCAAUCUCAUGUUAUAUCACAGAUAAUUAUAUAAAUAUAAAAAAAAAAGAAUAAUUUCCCCUAUUUAAGUGCCUUUUGAGGAGUUUCCUGUAGAUGGCUGGAGGAGAUAUCGAUGAUUCCUGAAAUCCACACUGCACACCAAAACACACGGAGGCACACGUUUUCUCACAUCAUAGCACGCGUCGACAUCAGUGGCUUUACUAUAACGUAAAAUAAAAAAAACAACAACUGCAUGUCUACUCUGCAAGCUGGCAAUAAGUUUUUGGGACCCCUAGUUUAGUGCACAUUGAUUGCAACAUAACUGCGUGUUUUGAGUACACACACACACAAACAUGUGUACCCUUCCCAAGUGAAUGUAUGUAAUCUACAAAAUGUGUCAAAAGACAAUCUCUUUGGUGCCUGAUUUUAGGAUGUGUGUAUGUAUGUGUGUGUAGUGUGCACAGGAAGAUGAGGCCCCCCCGCCAGAGACGAAAGGGGCCCUGAAUUCACAAAAUAACCUCAACUUGAAUCUUCAACCCUUGAGGGGAAUCGAUCGCAUUCUGUCAUAUUUUGACACAGCAGACUUGUGGUGUGCCAUUUGUAUUAUUGUACAUUUUAAGGUGUUUUUAUUUUAGCAAUCUCUCUUUUUUUUUUUUCUUUCUUCUGAGUUCUUUGCUUUGUUGAAUGUAUUAGGGUCGAUGUGGAGUAGCCAGAAGUUUUAAAUUUGCAAUGUAAUAAGGUAAAUAAGAGAGAACGUGAUUUUAUGGUUUAUUAGGGUCAACUUCACUGUAUAUAAGUAAAAAUGUGGCUGAGAUUAAACAAUUUGCACUUUUA